AUCAACUUCUACUUGCCGGAUUGUGGCGUAAAGUAAAACAUUGUGACUUUAUAUAUUUCUCAAAUUGUACAGUUCAGUUAGUAAGAUAGAGUAACGAACAGCGAUGGCUCAAGCACUUAAAAAGCUAUCAGUACAAGCACUGAAAAACAAUUAUGCUGAAGCAAUUACGACCGGCGUCGUAAGCAGAGCUAGCAGCACCUGGUGGAGCAAUGUGCAGAUGGGACCACCUGAUGUCAUCUUAGGAAUAACCGAGGCUUAUAAAAGAGAUGCAGACCCGAAGAAAGUUAAUCUUGGUGUAGGAGCAUAUAGAGAUGACCAAGGCAAACCAUUCAUUUUGCCAUCUGUUAGGAAGGCAGAAGAAAUUAUUUACAAAAAAGGAUUAAACCAUGAGUAUGCUCCAAUUGGUGGUGAAGCAGCUUAUACCGAUGCUGUAGCUAAACUUGCAUUUGGAGAAGAUAGUCCAGUUCUCAAAAACAAGAGCAAUUGUACUGUUCAGACCUUAUCUGGUACUGGUGCCCUCCGUCUUGGUCUCGAGUUUAUUACAAAGCACUAUGCCAAGAACAAGGAAAUCUGGCUGUCGACGCCGACUUGGGGCAACCACCCCCAGAUCUGCAACACUCUCAACCUAGCACACAAGAAGUACCGAUACUUCGACCCUAAGACGAACGGUUUCGAUCUCAAAGGAGCUAUUGAAGAUAUCAAUAAAAUCCCAGAAGGUUCUAUAAUUUUAUUGCACGCCUGCGCCCACAAUCCGACCGGUGUCGAUCCUAAACCAGAAGAAUGGAAACAGCUAUCUCAGGUGAUAAAAGAUAGGAAGCUGUACCCGUUCUUCGACAUGGCUUACCAGGGCUUUGCGACGGGCAGCGUAGACAACGAUGCCUUCGCCGUGCGACUCUUCGUGCAGGAAGGUCACCAGGUCAUGCUCGCGCAGAGCUUCGCGAAGAACAUGGGGCUGUACGGCGAGCGCGCGGGCGCGCUGACGUUCCUGUGCGGCGACGGCGACGCGGCGGCGCGCGUGCUGUCGCAGGUGAAGAUCAUGAUCCGCACCAUGUACUCCAACCCGCCGCUCUACGGCGCGCGCCUCGUGCAGGAGAUCCUCACCGACCCGCAGCUCAAGGCGCAGUGGCUGAAAGACGUGAAGCUGAUGGCGGAUCGCAUUAUCGCCAUGCGGCAGCAGCUGCGCGCCGGCAUCGAGGGCGCCGGCAACAAACUCAGCUGGCAACACAUCACCGACCAAAUCGGCAUGUUCUGCUACACCGGCCUCAAGCCUGACCAGGUGGAACGGCUGACUAAAGAUUUCCACAUCUACCUGACCAAAGAUGGCCGCAUCUCGGUAGCGGGCAUUUCCUCAAAUAAUGUCAAUUACAUCGCCGAAGCGAUGCACAAGGUGACGUCGUAAACAUAUCGAAUAUUAAGCUUACUACCAUAAGAGUAAAUGAAAAUGUCAAUUGGCCGUUAUUUAUUAUUUGUCACUAUGGAUAUAAAAUAUCUUGUAGUGAAUGUUGAAAUUUUUUAUCAGGAGAUUAGGCAUUCGAUUCGAAGUCAAAAAUUAUUUAAUAAUCAUUUAAAUAUGUGAUGUGUAUCUGAAUUUAAAUAUAAUAAUGUUUUCAA
Messenger RNA from Vanessa atalanta (red admiral), 1611 nucleotides. RefSeq names its product aspartate aminotransferase, mitochondrial (gene Got2). Gene Ontology annotation, biological process: biosynthetic process; L-aspartate catabolic process. Bases 104 to 1399 code for a protein of 431 amino acids. Lineage: Eukaryota; Metazoa; Arthropoda; Insecta; Lepidoptera; Nymphalidae. The transcript is spliced from 9 exons. Gene Ontology annotation, molecular function: L-aspartate:2-oxoglutarate transaminase activity; pyridoxal phosphate binding. Gene Ontology annotation, cellular component: mitochondrion. The record is from RefSeq and is a predicted model, not a curated record.